Molecule: messenger RNA, 1680 nt
Organism: Branchiostoma floridae (Florida lancelet)
Lineage: Eukaryota; Metazoa; Chordata; Leptocardii; Amphioxiformes; Branchiostomatidae
Product: zinc finger protein 761-like
Exons: 5
Coding region: 283-1680 (465 amino acids)
Biological process (GO): regulation of transcription by RNA polymerase II
Cellular component (GO): nucleus
Molecular function (GO): DNA-binding transcription factor activity, RNA polymerase II-specific; RNA polymerase II transcription regulatory region sequence-specific DNA binding
Source: RefSeq, a predicted model, not a curated record
CCGUGCUUGUUCUCGGCGAGGUAUUACGUCACUGGCGAGAAACGAGAAAGGAACGCGACGGACACGUCUUUCCAGUGAUUUGAUCUACUCGUCGUGUUUUGCCGGGAGACCUGGUGCAUCCCCGUCUUGAAAUCUGCCAGCAAAGGGCAUGUCAAAGGGUAUUCGUGAAAGGACGCUGUACUUUACGACGGUGCCAGAAGUUGCUGUGGGGAGAACGGAUACGUUUCCUGUGUCAGUCAAAGGGUAGAACAAGUCCAGACUCCAGGAUAAGUGGUCAAAAACAUGGCUGAUUCCAACUUUGGAAGUCACGGACAAGGAAAGACCCGUAAGAAACCCUACAUUUGUGGGGAGUGUGGGUACAGAGCUGCUUAUAAGUGUCACUUAUCCCUACAUAUGAGAAGACACACUGGAGAGAAACCUUACCUGUGCGAAGAGUGUGGGCACAGAACUGCUAACAAGAAAGACUUAUCUCAACAUAUGAGAACUCACACUGGAGAGAAACCCUACAAGUGUGACCUGUGUGACUAUUCUGCAGCACAGAAAUCCACUUUGAACAUUCAUCGACGAAAACACACUGGUGAGAAACCCUACAUGUGUGGAGAGUGUGGGUACAGGAUGGCUCAUAAGUCUGCCUUAUCCUUACACAUGAGAACUCACACAGGAGAGAAACCCUACAAGUGUGACCAGUGUGACUAUUCUGCAGCACAAAAAUUAAAUUUGGACAUCCAUCUAGCUAAACACACUGGAGACAAACCCUACAUGUGUGGGGAUUGUGGCUAUCGAACAGUCAAUAGGUCUCAUUUAUCCAGACAUAUGGGAACUCACACUAGAGAGAAACCCUUCAGUUGUGACCUGUGUGACUAUUCUGCAGCCCGGAAAUCCACUUUGACCAACCAUCUACGAAAACAUGCUGGUGAGAAACCCUACAUGUGUGGGGAGUGUGGGUACAGGGCAGUUAGGAAGUCUCACUUAUCCCUACAUCUGAGAACUCAUACAAGAGAAAAACCCUACAAAUGUGACCUGUGUGACUAUUCUGCAGCCCAGAAACCCAAUUUGGAUAUGCACCGAGUAAAACACACUGAUGAGAAACCCUACAUGUGUGGAGAUUGUGGGUACAGGGCAGCUAUGAAGUGUACCUUAUCCCAACAUAUGAAAACUCAUACUGGAGAGAAACCCUACAAGUGUGAUCUGUGUGACUAUUCUGCAGCUGUGAAAUCCAAUUUGAAAAGACAUCAAUUAAAACACACCGGUGAGAAACCCUACAUGUGUGGGGAGUGUGGACACAGGACGGUUGAGAAGUCUGCAUUAUCCAUACAUAUGAGAACUCAUACAGGGGAGAAACCCUACAAGUGUGACCUGUGUGACUAUUCUGCAGCAGGGAGAUCAGCUUUGAACAUUCAUCGACAAAAACACACAUGUGAGAAACCCUACAUGUGUGGAGAAUGUGGGUACAGCACUGCUCAUAAGUUUGCCUUGGACAAACAUAUGAAAACUCAUACUGGAGAGAAACAUUACAAGUGUGACCUGUGUGACUAUUCUGCAGCUGUGAAAUCCAAUUUGAAAAGACAUCAAUUAAAACACACCGGGGCAAAACCCUACAACUACAAGUGUGACCAGUGUGACUAUUCUGCAGCACGGAAAUACCAUUUGGACAGGCAUCGACUAAAUCACACUAGUUAG